Molecule: messenger RNA, 2258 nt
Organism: Cavia porcellus (domestic guinea pig)
Lineage: Eukaryota; Metazoa; Chordata; Mammalia; Rodentia; Caviidae
Gene: Cylc1
Product: cylicin 1
Exons: 6
Coding region: 48-2141 (697 amino acids)
Cellular component (GO): acrosomal matrix; nucleus
Molecular function (GO): structural constituent of cytoskeleton
Source: RefSeq, a predicted model, not a curated record
GGGUGAUCCUGUAGUGCUGAAGUUCUGGCAACAUAUAAGCAGGGGAAAUGUCUGGUCCACGGUUGUGUUUUGAAGAAGUGAACAAUGAAGACAUUCAGAACUGGAAUUCUCUGAGCCGAGAAGAAGUAAACAUCACAACAUAUGCUAACUCCAUUUCAACCAAUGAACCUAACAGAAAAUCAUGCAAUCAAGAACACUUUGCUUUGACAUUUCCCAAACCACCCAUGCCAGGCAGAAAAGAGAGAUCAAGACUUUCAGAAUUACAAAUCACAGUUCCUACACAAGUCAGUAGAAAAAGAGAAGAAGAUCAGAAGCCAGCUCAUACAUGGAUAAGGCAUUCUUUAAAACGUUUCUUUCAAUGGCCAUCCAUUUACCUAACUUUCAAACUACAGGCUCCACCUAGGCAUCCUCAUUUUUCCCAAACACAUCCUAUAGAGGCAGAAAAUAAGAAAUCCAAAAAUGAUAUAAAAGCAGCUCCAAAGAAAGACUCCAAGAAAAAAAACUAUUCACAUGCAAUAAAUCCAGAAUUUAAAAGCAUAGUAAAAAAUGAUAAAACCAAAAGAAGAAUUAAAGGAGAUAAAUCUCCAUCAAUAUCACCAAAUGAAGGAAAACUGAUUAAAUCAAAGUCAGGAUCAGAAAAAAGUCCAGUACUCAAAAAUUUUAAGGCAAUGUCAAAAAAUAUUUUAAAAUAUAAGACAAAUUCAAAAACUUACAAGAAGUCAGAUACGGAAUCCAAAUUUAAUAAGAGGAAUAUAAAUAAAGAUUCUAAGACAUCUAACAAAAAUUCUGAUUGCAAAUCAGGGACUUUUUCAAUAAAUAGUUCAAAUAUCAAUUUAAUGAUGUAUUCGAAGGAGUCUGUCUCUGAAUCCACAGAUAUUGACGUAUGGUUAAAAAAUUAUUCACAUAACAAUGCAAAGAAACCUCCAAAAAAAGAUGCAAAGAGGAGCUCAGACGCUGACUCUGCAGACUCAAAAGAUGCCAAGAAAGGUGCAAAGAAGGAUAAGAAACCAGCAAAGAAAGAUGACAAAAAGAAGGAUGCAAAGGAUUUAGAAUCUACAGAUGCUGAAUCUGGAGAUUCAAGGGAUGCAAAAAAAGGUGCAAAGAAAGAUAAGAAGCCUUCAAAGAAAGAUGACAAAAAGAAAGAUGCAAAAAAAGGCGCAGUAUCUACUGAUACUGAAUCUGGAGAUUCAAGGGAUGCAAAGAAAGUUGCAAAGAAAGAUAAGAAACCUGCAAAGAAAGAUGACAAGAAGAAAGAAGCAAAAAGAGACACAGAAUCUACUGAUGCUGAAUCUGGGGAUUCAACGGAUGCAAAGAAAGGUGCAAAAAAAGAUCAGAAAGCCUCAAAGAAAGAUUUCAAGAAGAAAGAUGCAAAAAAUGAAGCAGAAUCUACUGAUGUUGAAUCUGGUGACUCAAAGGAUUCAAAACAGGGUAAGAAACUAACAAGGAAAGCCAGCAAGAAGAACGAUGGAAAAAAAGACACACCUACUGAUUCUGAAUCUGAAUUAGAGUCCAACAAAGGUAAGAAAAAUGACAAAAAAGUAAAGAAAGAUAGUAAAAAUGUACCCAUCAAGAAAGACAUAGCUUCUACUGAGCUUGAUACCGAAUCUGAAGCAGAUUUUAAAAAAGGCAAGAAAGAUGAAGCUAAGACUAAAAAAAGUGACAUAAAGAAGGAUGCAAAAAAGGCCAUAGAGUCUACUGAAAGUGAGUCUGAAUUGGAAUCAAAGAAAGCUAAAAAAGAUUCAAAGAAGGAAAAGAGAGGUUCAAAGAAAGAUGUCAAGAGAGAAGUAAAGAAGUACACAGAAUCUACUGAUGCUGAAUCUGACAAGUCACUAAGCAAACCUGCAGCUAAAAAAAGGAGUGAUGACUCAGAUGCCACAUCUGCAGAUUCGAGGAAGGGAGUAAAUGGACUAAAGAAAGGAUUUAGAAUGUCAUCUAAAAAGACGACUUUCAGUGAGAAACAAAAAGAUUCAUUUACAUGUAGAAUUCCUCCAUCAAGAGAAAAGGCACCACUGCCUCCUUGUGAGACUUUUCUACCAUUACCCAGGGUCAAACGUCGCUGUCAGUGCAAGAUGCCUCCUCCACCUCCAAAACCAAGAUAUGCACCUUUGCCUGAAGCAAAGUGGAUUCAUAAGCUGCUUUAAAGAACAACUGAGCCCUUGGUUUCACAGAAUGGCCUUACCACAUCUAGCACUAGCUGUUACUCUCCAAUGAGCAAACCUACUUCUGUGGAACUGUAAUAAAUAAAAUCAAGUCUUCCA